Messenger RNA from Rhizoctonia solani, 615 nucleotides. RefSeq names its product Zf-rbx1 domain-containing protein. Lineage: Eukaryota; Fungi; Basidiomycota; Agaricomycetes; Cantharellales; Ceratobasidiaceae. The transcript has a single exon. The record is from RefSeq and is a predicted model, not a curated record. Bases 1 to 615 code for a protein of 204 amino acids.
AUGCAGUCCACUACAUCUGCCGCUGCCUGCUCCCUCUGUUCACAUCCAAUUUAUAUACCCACGCCUGAUGUCGAAUUCGACUCACAGUCAAUUUCGUCAGAUAUUGAGGAAAUCGACAGUAUUAGGCUGCCCAGCUGUGGCCACACAUUUCACUGGACGUGCUGGGCAUCGUACGAAAUUCAAAGCCCGACCAAUCGGCCACUUUGUCCAAGCCCUAAUUGUGGCGCGGCUACUCUUACUUAUCCGCUCCAGUCCGGAUCCUCAUCAAAUGCCGGCAAGCUUCUUGUGACUCUAUAUAAUGAGGGUGGCAUCUCUGAGGGCUUUGAUCUUGGCCAAGCUCUUGACGACGAACGCUACUAUGACUCCCAUCCCGAUGCCAAACUCGCACGUGCAUUUAGGAGUAUGGUCUCGGAAGGAGAUCUAGAUGCGGCUCAGGAGAUUAUGAUAUCUGAGGAGUGGAAAGAAAUGGGGCUGAGUGUCGAUUGCUUGGACGAACGAGAAGAAGGUGCAACGGGCGGGCUGACAUCAUUGGUCUUAGCUUUGGGAAGGGGCGAUGAGGAGACUGCAAGAACACUAAUAUCCUGGGGCGCAAAGACAGAAGGACUUAUGGGUUGA